Messenger RNA from Camellia sinensis, 767 nucleotides. RefSeq lists its product as uncharacterized. NCBI's taxonomy places the organism in Eukaryota, Viridiplantae, Streptophyta, Magnoliopsida, Ericales, Theaceae. The record is from RefSeq and is a predicted model, not a curated record.
GUGAUUCUAAGUAGUCAAAGACAAGGGAGCAAGGUGGUGUUUGGUGCUGGUGUAUUGAAUUCCAGUCCCCAUUGGCAUUGCUUAAACAUGUUCAACAAUGAGCAACAAGGCCAGUACUGCACUUCCAUCCCAAGAAUCUCCUUCUCCAAUGACUUUGCUGAUGCACAACAAAUGAUCAAGCAUGAGAGGAGCUACAGAGAACCACCGGCAUCGUCGUCGGAUUUUGAAUUCUCUGUCUCUAACUAUGGCAUGAUCUCUGCAGAGGAGCUCAUCUUCAAAGGGAAGUUGGUGCCUGUGAAGGAACACUGUUCCAAGAUGACCACUUUGAGAGAUGAACUCCUUGUUGAUGAUGAUGAUGAUGAUGAUGAGUAUGCGUUGCCAAGGAUACCAAAGGGUGGUUCUUAUCACUGGAAGCAAAGGUUGGGUCUCAAGAGGGCUCACGUUGUACCAAAGAAAGCUGAUCCCAACAAGACAGGAACUAAUUGAUAGACUAAUUGAUAAGGAGGAAGCAAAGCAAUGUGGAAUAUUUGGACAUUGCCUAAAGGAAAGGAGGGUUUUUAGCUGCUAAUGCUAGAAGAGAAGAGUAUAGGUUUGGAUGGAUGUAGAGAUCUUAAGAUUUGUUUGUUUGGUUUUAGCUCUAUUUAUCAUUCCCCAUUUCAAAACAAAUGUUGUGCUAUGUACAAAUGUUUGCAGUUUGAAGAAUUUCAUGUAAUAAUUAACAUGUUUUGAUUGAUCUAAUUAAUCUAUCUAAUGAUGCCCAGCAAUAU